This is a messenger RNA of Desarmillaria tabescens, 1682 nucleotides long. RefSeq lists its product as uncharacterized. The transcript is spliced from 3 exons. The record is from RefSeq and is a predicted model, not a curated record. NCBI's taxonomy places the organism in Eukaryota, Fungi, Basidiomycota, Agaricomycetes, Agaricales, Physalacriaceae. Bases 18 to 1682 code for a protein of 554 amino acids. Gene Ontology annotation, molecular function: protein binding.
ACUCCUGCACAUUCAACAUGAAUCUAGAGACAAAUUCCCAUGCUACGCCAGCCUCAGCGGCAGAUGCGUUAUCGCACUUGGAUGCCUUUACACGUUCCAUACCAAAACCCGUUUUUCCUCCUGAUGCCAUCGAUCCACUAGUGUCGGGCAUUCUUCGUGCAACACGACCUCUUCUCGAUACUGAUCCUGACUGGAUUCUCCCAAACAUUGCACUCCUCGAAGGACAACUUCACGUGUAUGACACUCUGAUCGAUCAACUUUACACGGUCUUUGAAGAGCUGGAGACCUAUCGUGAUGCGAUCCAGGUGGUAUCAACGCAGUUCUCAUCGACAUUAGCUCCCAUCCGCCGCCUUCCAAGCAAGGUUCUUCGUUCCAUAUUUCGAGAAACUCAGUCGAGCGAUCUUGUUGAGAGGUGGUCAAUGAAUAGCCGGCCCAUCAUCGGAUUUAUGCAGGAUCCGCUGACACUCAGUCAAGUUUGUGGUUCCUGGAGAGAUAUUGUCGUUUCUUCCCCAGAACUCUGGUCGCAUAUCAAAAUCACGUACCCUAGAUUGGAACCAGAUAAUCCGUCUGCGUCUAACUUCCAAUCGCUCUUGAAAACCAUCCUUCCACUUUCUGACCAGCUUCCUCUUGAUAUGCAAUUUAAAUCGGAUGAACAUACCAGCUCUGGUGACGCCAUUGAAGUUUUUUCCUUGUUACUAGGAGAGCGCCAUCGGUGGAGGAGUGCAUCUCUGAAACUCCCCUUGGACUUGUUGGAGCUGCUGAAGUCAUCUAGUAGGAAGCUAGCAUGUUUAGAGUCUUUAACACUCGUCACUCCGCACAUACCAAGAGAUGAUGGGGCAUUCUCCCCGGGGGACGUCAGUGAUGUUUUCAUCGAGGCUCCUAGCCUUCGAAAGGUGGAAUUGCAUGAAUUAAUCGGGCUUGACUCUUUCGCACUUCCUCGUCAGAUUACGCACCUCGCAGCAUCCAUUACUGCCAUCCACAAUCUCCACACUCAUAGCCUACUCGAAGAGUUACAUCUCAAACAAAGGGACAUUGACGAUAUCGCCUUUCCUCAUCGUAUUACCCUCCCCAAAGUCCGACGCCUCUCAGUAUUAUCCCUGAAACUGCUUCGAUACCUGUGUCUACCUUCCUUAGAAGACCUCACGUUCGACAGUCAUGUCGGGAGUCUUUUUCCAACCAUUGAUGAGGCUCGUAUAGUGGCGGCGGCGGCGACCCUCAACGACUUUAUCCGCUCCUCCCGCUGUUCCCUCACUUCAUUAGCUACUGGAACUGCCAUCGCACACGCUUUGGACUUCAUUCAAGAGACACUUCCGAUGCUUGAAUCUCUUACGAGCCUGGAAUUCCCCAUUGAUCGAGAAGGCGUGUUCUAUAAUGCCCUGACGUCCUCUUCUAACCUUCUCCCCAAUCUACAACAUCUAACAAUGUGUCUACCGCUACUCGAGAUCUGGGGCGGGAUGAGCGGGAUCCUAGUACCGUGGGAUUCCUUAUCUGCAAUGAUGACUUCGCGUCGUCAUCGUCUCCGUUCUGUCAGAUUUGAUUACCCCACACUUUUUGCCCGUGCUGGCGAUGAAUUUCCUGGUAUUCCGAACACAGAACUUGAGCAACUUCGGAAACUCGGAAUAGACUUGAGGACUGUGGAUCCACACAGCUUCGCUGGCGUUAGUUUCGGAAAUUUUGCGUAG